CAAUCACUCUUUCUUACUUGCUUUCAUCUGCCAUCCCAGAGUUUCCAUGUCCUUCCUCAUAAAUACUUUCUCCAAUCUAUUCUAAAGUCUAAUCAUUCAUCUCUCCCUAGAGAAGAAGAAUAACAUUCAAGAAAUGAGAAAAGACCAUAUGUUAACAUUGUUACUAGGAGUCUCUAUAUCAGCAUUACUGAUCUUAACCUUCUUCAUCUUCUUCUUCUUCUUCAGAAGAAAACAAUCAUCCACCGAACCAGAUCAAUACGACGUCGAAUCACUCGACCAUAAGGUCCAUAACAAACAUGGCUCUUCCUCGGAGACAGAGGAGCUCGUGACUUUUCAAGGAGGAGAAGAUCUAACGAUCUGCGAUAUACUCGAUGCUCCGGGAGAAGUCAUCGGGAAAUCAAUGUACGGGACUCUCUACAAGGCGUCGCUGCAACGCAGCGGGAAUGUUAGAGUCCUCAGGUUUCUCCGACCGGUUUGUACAGUGAGAUGCGAUGCUAAGGAGUAUAGUGACGUCAUCGAGACGCUUGGGUUUGUUCGACAUGAGAACUUGGUUCCUCUGUUGGGUUUCUACGGUGGAAACAGAGGAGAGAAGCUUAUGGUUCAUCCUUUCUACGUUUCCGGGAAUCUCUCCGACUUCAUCAAAAGUGGAGGUGAAGAAUCUAUAAAAUGGAGCAACAUUCUAAGCAUCACUAUUGGAAUAUCCAAAGCUCUUGAUCAUCUUCACACAGGAACGCAGAAACCAAUCGUCCACGGCAAUCUAAAAUCCAAGAACGUCCUUCUCAACUCGAGUUUCGAGCCUCGAGUCUCUGAUUACGGUUUGCAUCUGCUCUUAAACCAAGCAGCAGGGCAAGAGAUUCUUGAUGUCUCAGCAGCUGAGGGAUACAAAGCACCUGAGUUGGUAAAGAUGAAGGAAGUGAGCAAAGAGAGUGAUGUCUAUAGUCUCGGUGUGAUCAUGCUUGAGCUAGUCUCUAGUAAAGAAGCUAUAAACAAAGGGGAUGAUCAUAAGUUGUACCGUCCUGAGAUUCUCACUAGUAAUGGUUGUGAUGAUCUGAGUGAAGAAGGUUUACUCAAAUACUUUCAGCUCGCAAUGUCUUGUUCCUCUCCUUCUCCUUCUCUUAGACCAAACACGAAGCAGGUCUUGAGGAAACUCCAAGACAUCUAGUUAUUCUUCUAGACGUUAGCAAGAGACUCAAUAAACU
Brassica oleracea var. oleracea is the source of this 1199-nucleotide messenger RNA. RefSeq names its product putative kinase-like protein TMKL1. The transcript is spliced from 2 exons. Bases 134 to 1162 code for a protein of 342 amino acids. Gene Ontology annotation, biological process: protein phosphorylation. The record is from RefSeq and is a predicted model, not a curated record. Gene Ontology annotation, molecular function: protein kinase activity; ATP binding. NCBI's taxonomy places the organism in Eukaryota, Viridiplantae, Streptophyta, Magnoliopsida, Brassicales, Brassicaceae.